AUGAAAUUCACGGUCGUAUUCAUAACUCUACUUAGCCUAUCUACAACAUGGGCUGUAAAUGCCAAAGCAGAUGAACUGAAAGAUAAAAGGGAAGCAGCUUCUGGUAAUUAUUUAUCUCAACAUGGCGCUUCCAGUCACAAUUAUCAAGGACCGGCGUUAAGUCAAGAAGAGGCCAAUGCGAUAAGUAUCGGUGCGGGAUACAACGUAGGUGGCGCUAAGUCGAACUUCAAUUUUGCCAAUCAAGGGUCAGGACCGUCAUAUCAAAUACAAUCUGAAGGGCUACCAGCCAGUGGUCAUGGAAAUAUUCAACUCGCCCCCAUUACUUUACAACCAAGUCACGGAGGUCUUAUUUCUAAUGAUCUCUCUCAGCUUAUGAGCCAAAUAUCUCAAGGAAUAAAUUCUGGUGCUAUCGCAUUGCCUUCUGGCGGUGGUGCAAUUUAUCAAUUAGCUGGCCAAGGCAGUCAUGGUCAAGAAAUAAGUGUACCUCAGUUCAGUUAUGGAGGUCAAACAUUUCAACAAUAUAGCUUAGGAGAACAGGGCCAAGGAGGUCAAAGUUUCCCUGCGUAUGCCUUUGGGGCUAAAGGUCUUGGCAGUUUUGCCUCUACUGGUCCAGUUCUAUUUUCACCUGAAUCAACAGCUAGCCAGCCCGCUUUGAAUUAUGCUGUACCAUCUUCUGGCCAUAACUUUGAAGGUGCUACUUUUCCUUUAGGAGACUCUGGACACUCUUUUGCUGGUCUCUCAUUUGGAACUUCAGGACAGUAUCCACAAGGCGGAGCUCUAAAAACACUGAAUAGCUAUGCUGGCCCUGGAAAAUCCAGUUUCAAGCCAUCUACUUUCUUGGGUUCAUCUCCGCAAAGUGAUUCUGGUCAUAGCUUUUUAAGCCAUUCCAAUUCUUAUGGCAGUCCAUCUUUUGCUGCCUAUCAAUCGACUGGUGGCCAUGGAGGUGCUACACAUGGAUCUUCUGGUCAUGGUUUGAAUUUUGGUUCUUUAUCAGGUUAUCAAGGUGGCCUAUCUAAACAGAUUGCAUCUGCUUACUCACCCCCCAAAGAAGGAUUUGGUUCUCUAGAGUCUAUCGCACCAGCAUUCUCGGCAAGUGGUCAAAUAGCUCCAUCUGUGAAAACAUACGGAUCUCCAUCGUCUGCUUACUCUACCAGUAAUAUCCAUGCAGCCUCUGCUCCUAGUCCCGCAUACUAUAUAUCAUCAGGAAAACAUUCAGCGCCUAGUUUUGGAUCAGGAAGCUCCUCUUAUAGAGGUCCAUUGUCUAGUCACAGUUCAUUUUCUUCUGGCCAUAGCCCUCUUUCUUCUGGUCCUAAAUAUAGUUUGGGUGGACACAGUAGUUCUCGUUUUGGACCCCCUAAAGAUGCACAAGGUGCUUACAGUGAAACAACAUAUAAUACCAUCAAAUAUAGUGAAGAGCUUAAGCCUAGAUUUAAC
Molecule: messenger RNA, 1434 nt
Organism: Brenthis ino (lesser marbled fritillary)
Lineage: Eukaryota; Metazoa; Arthropoda; Insecta; Lepidoptera; Nymphalidae
Source: the annotation of a GenBank genome assembly